AUGGCGGCGUUCGCGCGGCGCAAGGCGCAGCGGCUCGCGCGGCCCGACCCUAGCCGGAAGCGCGCGCUGGACGCGCGCGCCGCGGAGCUCGCGCGGCUCCUGAACGCGCACGAGCGGUUCUGCACCACCAGCUCGUGCGACGGGAGGGUCCUGCUGGCGGACACGGACGGCGGCGGGAUCCAGAAGAAGAACUGCACGUGGCUCCUAGUAACACAUGACCCCUGUGCCAAAGGCGAUGUGAUGACAGCACUAGAGAAGUCCACUGGAGACGUUGUGUUCAAGUUUGAACCAUUUGUUCUUCACGUGCUGUGUCGGGAGCUGCAGGAUGCACAGCUGCUGCAUUCAGUGGCUGUUGAUUCUGGAUUCAGGAACUCUGGUAUUACGGUUGGCAGAGGAGGAAAAAUUACGAUGGCUGUCCGAAGCACUCACUGCUUAGAAGUUCCAUUGAGCCACAAGGGGAGAUUGAUGGUCUCUGACGAAUAUAUUGAAUUUCUGGUACAUGUAGCCAAUCAGAAAAUGGAAGAAAACAUAAGGAGGAUUGAGAGAUUCCACAAGGGCUUGGAGUUGGCUCUGGAGGCUGCUGUCCCUACAGACACCUUGGCUCCCAAGGGGCCAGAGAAGAGCCGCUCUGUGUAUGUGCACAGGAGAAAGAGACGGACCAUUCGGGAACAGGCCAAUCCCAGUGGAGAGCUGGAGCCCCAGGAUGAUACUGAAAGCAGUCUGGAUCUGUUUGCCGAAAUCAUGAUAUAGACUAAGGCAUUCGAAAGCAAAUGGCAAACUGACUGUAUGCUCUUUGUAAGAGGUUUAUAUACUGUUGUGCUCUCAGUAGUAACACUCCCAUGGACAUUGACCAGAAAAAAGGUAAUUAACAGAAUGGUGAGCAGGUGUAAUGCUACCAGGCACAGAGAACAAAGCCCUAGAAUGUGUUGGGGUUUUUUUAACUGUAGUGUUGAAUUAACAGACUUCUACUCCAUCUGCCAGUUAUCCCAGAAAUAACAGGUUUGCUGCAGCCUUUGGCCAUGUUCUCUGUGGCAGCGUUUCACUUCCAACUUUGUUUUUGCAGAGCAGAGAAACUCUAAAAACUGAGUUGUUUUCCCCAAAGGUUGUUACUCCCUGCAGGACCUCUGCAGAGCAGCAUGCACCAGCAUGGCUGGCCCUUCCUGGCAGCUGUUAGUCACCUGCAGAGCAUACCUGGGGCAGAGCUUAGGACAGAAAAGCACGAGCUGGGUACUGCUCUGUACCAGCCUCAGCCGGGUGCAUCCAGAUCCCUCCGGGCUGCUGCUGUUUCCCUGCUCUUUGCUGUGUCUCGGGCUCCAGCCCUACUGUGUGCACUCCAAUUCCCAUAACCACUGGCCACUCAGUACCAUUUUUCCUUGCCCCUUUAGCCAGCUCUGUGUGCUGAUGGCCCCUUCUCCUCACAGAGCCCCUGCACUCUGCAGCCAGCACCCGGCCAAAGUCACCCCAAGGGCUGGGCUGGGCUGAGCUGAGAACCACUGACUACAGGAACUGUUAUAUACAAACAGUGCAGCACUGUGUGCAUUCCUUGUUGUGCCACUGGUAAAGAUACUCCAUGCUCGUGUAUUUUUUAGAAAAAUGCUGAAUUUGUAAACCUUC
Molecule: messenger RNA, 1614 nt
Organism: Lepidothrix coronata (blue-crowned manakin)
Lineage: Eukaryota; Metazoa; Chordata; Aves; Passeriformes; Pipridae
Gene: TYW3
Product: tRNA-yW synthesizing protein 3 homolog
Exons: 6
Coding region: 1-750 (249 amino acids)
Biological process (GO): tRNA methylation
Cellular component (GO): cytoplasm
Molecular function (GO): tRNA methyltransferase activity
Source: RefSeq, a predicted model, not a curated record